CCUUUACUGAUUCCCAAUUCCAUCGCUCGCCGAUAAAAUCGGUGGGCGGCUUCUUUGACUUCGCUUCCCUCCUUCAUCGCUUCCUCCGCCGAUCUCCACCUACCGCCGGCCGAGGUGUUAAUCGCGAUCGCCGUCUCCUUCGUUGGACUGAGAGGAUUCUUCGAGGAGAAGAAAGAGUGCUCCCGAGCAGCGAGGAGUUGAAGGAUCGAUCACUGAUCCCGAAGUGAGCUGAAUCUCUGCUGCAUUUGCCCAAUGGCUUUUACAAAGGCAAUUAAUGGUGUUGAUUUAGCUGACUUGCAUCAACAUGGUAUAAAGUUCUGUUCCGGUUCUCGACUUGGAAAUUUCCACUGUGCAAGGAUAAGAAAGUUUGCUAGAGUGAUUAAAGCUGAAUCUCAAAUUACAAAUUCUAGACCAUCUGCUGUGAAACCACAGAUUGACUUUACUGAUCUUGAUUGGAAAAAGAAAUUCCAGGAGGAUUUUGAAAAACGAUUCAAUUUACCACAUUUGAGGGAUAUUCUUGACAUUAAGCCAAGGUCAACUACAUUCUCACUUAAAAGCAGGAUCCCUUUAGUUGAUGGCAAUGGGGCAGCAAGUGACAUAUGGAAUGGCUAUGUGAAUGAUGAUGACAGAGCACUACUCAAGGUUAUUAAGUUUGCUUCGCCUACUUCUGCUGGAGCAGAGUGCAUUGAUCCUGAUUGUAGCUGGGUAGAGCAAUGGGUGCAUCGAGCUGGUCCAAGAAAGAAUAUAUACUAUGAACCCGGGGAGGUAAAAGCUGCCAUUGUUACUUGUGGAGGUCUUUGUCCUGGUCUCAACGAUGUCAUUAGACAGAUAGUUCUUACACUUGAAAAAUAUGGGGUGAAAAAUAUUGUUGGAAUACCACAUGGUUAUCGAGGAUUUUCGGAUGAGAGAUUAUCUGAAGUACCGCUCUCUCGUAGAGUGGUUCAAAAUAUUAACCUUGCUGGUGGAAGCUUCCUAGGAGUAUCUCGAGGAGGGCCUAGCACUAGCGAAAUAGUUGAUAGCAUUCAGGCUAGGAGGAUUGAUAUGCUUUUCGUACUGGGUGGAGAUGGAACACAUGCAGGUGCACUUGCUAUACAUAAUGAGUGUCGCAAGAGAAAGCUGAAAGUUUCUGUUGUCGGUGUGCCUAAGACCAUUGACAAUGACAUAUUGUUAAUGGACAAAACUUUUGGUUUUGAUACUGCUGUAGAAGAAGCCCAGAGAGUGAUCAAUUCUGCCUAUGUUGAGGCUCGCAGUGCAUACCAUGGCAUUGGCCUGGUCAAAUUGAUGGGAAGAAGCAGCGGCUUUAUAGCCAUGCAUGCAUCACUUUCUAGUGGUCAGAUUGAUAUCUGUUUGAUUCCAGAGGUACCUUUCAAAUUAGAGGGUUCCAAUGGAGUCUUGCAACAUCUUGAGCAUCUCAUUAAAACAAAAGGAAAUGCUGUGAUCUGUGUUGCUGAAGGAGCAGGACAAGAAUACCUACAAAAGUCAAACACAACUGAUGCAUCAGGAAAUGUGGUGCUUAGCGAUAUUGGAGUUCACCUUCAACAGCAGAUCAAAAAUCAUUUCAAGAAUAUUGGUAUUCCAGCUGAUUUGAAGUACAUUGAUCCAACUUAUAUGAUCCGUGCCAUCCGUGCCAAUGCAUCGGAUGCAAUUCUUUGCACUGUACUAGGCCAGAAUGCGGUACACGGAGCAUUCGCUGGGUACAGUGGCAUUACAACUGGGAUAUGCAACACACACUUUGUCUAUUUCCCAAUUACUGAAGUCAUAGCAUCUACUAGGCAUGUCGACAAAAAUAGUAGGAUGUGGCACCGAUGCCUUACAUCAACUGGCCAACCUGAUUUCAAUUAAGGUAUAUUGACAGCACAAGUGCAUCAACUAUCAACACGGACGAGUUUGGUAUCUCAACUAGUUUUUGAUAAGUUUGACGAGAGGUAUUUCAUUCACUGAUUCACUGGUCUAAGGUGUAACAUUUUGUUACCUGCGAUGGUAUCUGAUAAAGUCAAAGUAAUCAUAUUGUUGUUGCUUGACAAAGUGUUUUUUGUUUUUUGGAGCAAAUAAGAGUGGGCACAGUGGCACUUAAGAACUGUCGCCCAAAUAUUGAUUUGUCGACAGCCAUAUAUGGCAUUUCUACUUGUAAAGAUACAAGACUGUUAAUGAGGAGUACAUGAGCUUAUAUUUUGUA
Molecule: messenger RNA, 2176 nt
Organism: Zingiber officinale
Lineage: Eukaryota; Viridiplantae; Streptophyta; Magnoliopsida; Zingiberales; Zingiberaceae
Product: ATP-dependent 6-phosphofructokinase 5, chloroplastic-like
Exons: 14
Coding region: 253-1842 (529 amino acids)
Biological process (GO): fructose 6-phosphate metabolic process; glycolytic process
Cellular component (GO): cytoplasm
Molecular function (GO): ATP binding; 6-phosphofructokinase activity
Source: RefSeq, a predicted model, not a curated record